This is a messenger RNA of Symbiodinium sp. CCMP2456, 632 nucleotides long. The record is from the annotation of a GenBank genome assembly. Lineage: Eukaryota; Dinophyceae; Suessiales; Symbiodiniaceae.
GAUAGCGCCAUGGCUAGCCGCCAGCCACUCUGCUGUGCCGUUUGAGCAUGGCGAAGGAGAAGAUGAUUACCUCCUUCAAGGAAGUUGGUUCGCCUAUGAAGAUGCGAUCGAUGACUGGUGUGACAUCGCCUGGCUAGGCAAUGGCAAGAGAGGACCAGCAUUGCGAAACCGUCUUGAAGGUGAAGCUGCAAUCCACAAGUGGCUCCUGGACAGAGAUCGCCUGAAGGACCCGAACAACGGAGUGAACUACUUCAAGAGUUUCCUGCGGCCGCUCUUCGUGAAGAGCGCAGCCAAUGUGUUUGUCUACCGCUUCCAGCAGUUCAUGAAAUUGCACCGCGGCAAUGGAGAUAUGACGAUUCCGAUCACGGCCAACAGCCCUCAUCUUUGUGUUGUGUCCUUGUCCGACCUCACACAGGAUCAACGACAGGUUUUGACACGCGCAUCGGAACCGUGUGCUGGUCAUGGUGGCCGGAAGACCUUCCUGGCGAUUGAUGAAGGCUAUCUGGAUAACCACGAAGGCUACUGGGUCGUGGAUGAAGAGGGUGGCACAGAAGGUUUUCUCGAAGCCGAUGACGACACCUUCUGGGUCUACGACGAGGAGAACUACACAUGGUUCCCGCGAGGAUUCCAAG